Messenger RNA from Scylla paramamosain (green mud crab), 793 nucleotides. RefSeq lists its product as uncharacterized. The transcript is spliced from 3 exons. NCBI's taxonomy places the organism in Eukaryota, Metazoa, Arthropoda, Malacostraca, Decapoda, Portunidae. The record is from RefSeq and is a predicted model, not a curated record. Bases 49 to 570 code for a protein of 173 amino acids.
GGCGACCACCUAUGCAAAUCACACCUUCACCAGACAGAAGAAAAAGCAAUGCAGUUAAGGCGAUGGUGGCUGGUAGGGGCGGUCGCUGUUGUGAUGGCUGCUCUUCUCACCACCCACGCGGAGUCAUCGGCUGUACUAGUGACCGGAUCGGGCGCCUGGACCAUCCUGCAGGGCAUGAAGGCAGCGCUGGUGGCGAAGCUUGGCGGGGCUCCGGCGCUGGCCAAGCUACUGGGUUUGGGUGGACUUGGUGUGGCUGCAGGAGCGGUGGCGGGAGCGACAGCCCUUGGCAUCCUGGGCGCUGUGAAACUUGGUCUCCUGCAUAAGUGUGGCUGUGGAGGAUACGGCUGUGGUUAUGACGAUGACUAUGGUGACUACGAAGACUACGGUGGUUACGGUGGUUACGGUGGAUACGGUGAUUACGGUGAUUAUGGGGGUUGUGGAGGGAAGGGCAAGGGCGGAGGCUGCGGUGGCUGUGGACUGCAUGGUGGAGGAAAAGGCGGCGGAGGAGGCAAAGGUAAAGGCUUCAUAGGAGGAGGAGGAGGAGGAGGAGGAGGAGUUAAGAUGAAUUAAUUAUCUGCUAUAUUUUACCGUUUAACCUUUCAUUAUUACUACUUUUUUUCUUUCUUUUUUUUUCUUUUUAUUAGUCUUACUCUUCAUCAUUUUUUUUUGCUAAUACAAUACCAAGUGUAAAUAAUGUUUUUCUCUGUAUACUUUUUUCUUUCUUUCUUUUUUUUAAUUUUUUGUAUUGACACUACAUAUCUUCCAUAUCCUCUUCUCCUAUGAAUAGAAAUAU